AUGUGGGAUACAUUAAUUUCAUUCACGUAUCCUGUAUUCUUCCUUCAAAGAUUCAAAUCUGACAAGAAACAACAAACAGAAAGCACUCCAUCAGUUGAUUCUAAACUUCAACAUUCGAAACCUUCUGAAAGUAGCAUUCGAAAGAUUUUACUGAAUGAAAAGUGGAAUAAUCUCUUUCUGAAAUUCUCAGAAAAAUGUUUUGCAUGUGAAGAUGUCAUGAUGUGGAAUGCCAUUGAGAAAUUCAAAACAAUCAAAUCAGAAAAACAAAGAAGAGAAUUAUUUUACAAUAUUUGUAAUACUUAUAUUCGAAUUGGAGCUCCUCUUGAAUUGAACAUUUCAAGAAAGGAUUUUGGAAUUCCAGAAAUUGAGAAAAUCUUCAAAUCCCUAAAAGACAGUACCAUUAAUUUUGCUUCUAAAAAUGGAAAUGUUUCACCUUCUCCAAAAUUGAAUAUUUCUCCAAAGCAAACUUCCACAAAUCCACAAGAUAUGAGUUUCCUCUUUGCCAUCACUCCUGAAAUAUUUGAUAGAAUUCAAACAGCUUGUGAACACAACAUGUUGGAUAAUUAUACUCGUUUCCAAGCAUCAUAUGAGAAACAAUUGGAAAAGGAGCUAAGCAUUUUACCCAAAAUGAAGGUCUAG
Naegleria gruberi is the source of this 639-nucleotide messenger RNA. RefSeq lists its product as uncharacterized. NCBI's taxonomy places the organism in Eukaryota, Heterolobosea, Eutetramitea, Acrasida, Naegleriidae. The record is from RefSeq and is a predicted model, not a curated record. The transcript has a single exon. Bases 1 to 639 code for a protein of 212 amino acids.